This is a messenger RNA of Sparassis crispa, 1377 nucleotides long. RefSeq names its product Probable translation initiation factor eIF-2B subunit. The record is from RefSeq and is a predicted model, not a curated record. Bases 1 to 1377 code for a protein of 458 amino acids. The transcript has 6 exons. Lineage: Eukaryota; Fungi; Basidiomycota; Agaricomycetes; Polyporales; Sparassidaceae.
AUGGCACCAGCACCACUGCUAGAUGUGCAGGUCCAGCCUCCGAACGGAGAGUCCUCCACUCCCCAGUCGAAGUCCCAGAAAGCCACGACCAAGGCUGAACGGCGCGCAUUGCAGGAAAAGCAAAGAGCUGCCAAAGCGGUUAAGGCUGCAGCGGUACCUAAUGGCGUAAACGGGAAGCAAGGAAACAAAACUCCUCUACCUUCAUCCUCCAACUCACCUGCUCCGAAGAAGGCAGUGAAGACGGAGACUCCACUCAAGCCUGCAUUCGCCGCGAUGAACAAGGGCGCGAAGGAUGCAAAACUCGGGACUGUUUCUUCUGUAGAUGCAGUCGUUGAUAGGGCCCGUGGCUUGCGUAUAUUUUCACAUUUUGGGCUGCCGAAACCUGUGAGCGUGGGCAAGGGGGAUAUCCAUCCCACAAUUGUACGACUCGCCUUACUAUUCUCAAAUUUCAAAAUAGUGGGUGCAAACGCUCGCUGUAUUGCUACCCUCACUGCAUUUAAAACGGUAAUCCAAGACUAUGUCACACCGCCCAACAACACCCUUUCUCGCCAUCUCAUGACACAUUUGUCUCCUCAAAUCAGCCAUCUUGUAGCUGCCAGACCCAUGUCCGUGACGAUGGGCAAUGCAAUUCGUCAGCUCAAGUUGGAGAUCAGCGGGUCGGACAUAGACCUCCCGGAACAAGAUGCGAAAGACGCCCUUUGCCAGAAAAUUGACAAUUACAUCCGUGAUCGAAUUAUUAUUGCAGAUCAAGUAAUCCAAGAAACUGCGGGCAACAAAAUCAAAGAUGGAGAUAUCAUCCUGACGUACGCAAGAUCCUCAGUCGUUGAGAAGGUUCUGCUGGGAGCACAUUCCGAGGGUCGCAACUUUUCUGUGAUUGUUGUCGACUCAAGACCAAUGUUGGAAGGCAAGCGACUAUUGUCCGUCUUGUCUUCUGCAGGCGUACACUGCUCGUAUCUUCUGCUUCCCGCUCUCGGUUCUGUCAUCACUGAGGUCUCCACCGUGCUCGUUGGGGCACAUUCGAUACAUUCGAAUGGUGCCUUGUUCUCUCGAGCUGGGACUGCUCUCAUAGCCAUGAUGGCCAAACAGCACUCAGUCCCCGUCGUGGUGUGUUGCGAGACAUACAAGUUUUCGGAGGGUAUCCAGUUGGAUAGUUUCACUAAAAAUGAAUUAGCUCCGCUCGGAGAUCUGUUCUCUUCGUUUCCUCUGACGAAGCCUCGGGAUGCGUUGGCUCUCCAGAAUCAGCCUAAUCUUGAGAUCCUGAACCCGCUUUAUGAUCUCACUCCCCCAACUUGCAUUACCGCUGUCGUCACGGAAGUCGGUGUUAUUCCCCCGAAUUCUAUGAGCUCCAUUCCUCUUGCUCUCGGCAGACUUCUUUGA